GAUGUACCAUUUGCAAGACACGUGAGCAAGAACAGUAUAUUACGGUGCUCUUUUUAUGACAGCAAGUUCACUGGUCCCAGAAAUAAUUUAAAAUACUCAGAAUUUAAGAGAGGAAGGAAGAGAACUCUAAAAACCAUGGGGAAAUCCAAACAGGUUGGAAACCACAAGAGUGACAAGAAGAAAAAUAUAGCAAAGACAUGGAAGACUAAACGUAGAACAAAGGAUCUCGACCAGAUUCAUGCUGACAUGAUACCUGCCAAUUCUGCCAAGCUGUUGAAACAGGAGAUAGACUAUGACGUUACGGGUUGUGCCCAGCAUUACUGUUUACACUGCGCACGAUAUUUUGUGGAUUUGAAAACCAUGAAGGAGCAUUUUAAGACCAAAGUUCACAAAAAACGGCUUAAACAGCUGAGAGAGGAGCCAUACACCCAGGAAGAGGCAGAGAGAGCAGCUGGUAUGGGGUCUUAUAUACCUCCUAAAAAGGUGGAGGUUCAAACACAGCAAGUGGAGGAAGAAAUGGACUGAACAUGUAUGGACUGAUCUCCAUUUGUUGAAAAAGUGUCACACCUCUGUAAUUCUUAUUAUGCAUUCUUCUGUGUACAAUAAUGUGUAAAUAUUGCAGCAAUGUUGAAUUGUGAAAAAUCACAAAUUGUAAUAAAUUUCUAAUUUUCCUUCCCUUGA
Messenger RNA from Chanos chanos (milkfish), 681 nucleotides. It is a transcript of the gene znf593, whose product is annotated as zinc finger protein 593. Lineage: Eukaryota; Metazoa; Chordata; Actinopteri; Gonorynchiformes; Chanidae. Gene Ontology annotation, molecular function: zinc ion binding; nucleic acid binding. The record is from RefSeq and is a predicted model, not a curated record. The transcript has 4 exons. Bases 136 to 525 code for a protein of 129 amino acids.